Rhizoctonia solani is the source of this 1566-nucleotide messenger RNA. RefSeq lists its product as uncharacterized. Lineage: Eukaryota; Fungi; Basidiomycota; Agaricomycetes; Cantharellales; Ceratobasidiaceae. The record is from RefSeq and is a predicted model, not a curated record. The coding region runs from base 1 to 1566 and encodes 521 amino acids. The transcript is spliced from 2 exons.
AUGCCGGUCCCAGCGUCUGAAACUCCUGCUCAAGCAGGCAAUCCCACUUCGCCAAACGGAAAGCAGCUCGCAACACCCAAGCCCUCUCCCGCCGUGAAGUCAUCUCCUCUUGGUAAACAGGCUACCGUAUCCAAAGGUACACAGCCAAAGGUUACAUCCCCGCCGUCCAAGACCACUGCAGUCCCGCCGACUGCUACUUCAUCACCUAUUGAAGGUACCAAGAAAGUCCGGCGCAAAGGCAGCAAGCCAAUUAUCAAUGGUUCCAGCGCAAACUUGCCGGACGCAAACCAGCACAUCCGCCUGUUCCCGGUUACGAGCGCGGACGGGAUCCCAGUCCCCGGCACGAAAAGGCGAAGUGGCGUCACUGUGGGCGAUGUCGAUGGCGAACUUGAAGCCAGUUUGAGGGACGCAACCAGCAUCCGGUCGCGUUCUCUCUCUCCUUCUCUCGGUCCCGAGUCAAUAUGGGCGCCAUCUAUGCAGUACGAAGCUGACGACGAUGCGUCAAUUCGUCCCCUACCUCCGACAUCCCCCCCUUCACCUACGCCUUCCAACACCACUCAUCUUACCCAGACUACACAUUCUGGAUAUAUAUCGGACCCGCGUACCGUGGGUUCUCCUUCGGUUUCAACCAAACCCACCACUCUUCUCUCAGUUGACAUUGGAGGAGGUGGACAAAUGGCACAUAUUGCUCAGGCUCAUACGCCGAUUCCUACCGUGGUCGCACCAUCUCCGACCUCUGCGCAGUUUGCACGCUUCCCUUCCACCCGGUCAGCUCACCAUCAACCGACCUCCUCGGCAGCUUCUGUGACGUUUUCAAACGCAGCUUAUCCGUCCUCUCCUCUGUCGACUGCGCCUUAUUUCCUUUCUGGCGAUAGUGCAGGAGAUGAAGACAUAACGGCCCAAGUACCUACCCACAGUCAUCCUCAUCCACGAAAUAACCCCCGCCCAUCUUCGCCGCCUCUCGACAAUGCCAGUAUAUUGACACUUGCAUCGUCUAAUUUCAACGUUUCGCGCCCAGUAGAGGCUGAUGCUGUUAGCGUCAGCGUGCGGGCCAUCCGCAGGCGUGGCAGUUGGGAAAGCGGAGAAAGCCGAUGGAGCGCUGUGGUUGGAACUCGACGCCCGGCUAGUUUCCGCACCGGUGGGAGCUGGCGCACGGGCGGAAGUAUUGGCGGCGGCAUUGUUCUCGAUCCAGAUCACAUUGAACGCGAAAAUUCUGAAUCCGAAUCUGAAUCCGAGUCGGACUCGGAGGACAGGUCGACAACUGGUAUUGGCGAUAACCGCCGCGACAGCGAGCCGAAGCCCGAACAAGUCCCUCUUCCUGAGUCGCCCCUCAAGGCACAUGUCAGCCCCAUCACUCCGUUGUCCAUCUUGACAGACUUGCCUGUCACAGCUGGGAAAGGGGGCGGGCUUGCAUCAGACGAUGCUCUUUCGACUGCUAUUCCGGGUAGAGCCUCCAUCGACGGUGGCGAUGAAACCGAGAAGGAAAGCAACUCCGGGCAUGGUGAUACCGAAGGAAAGAAAAAGGUGGACGUUAUUAGUGCUGCACUCGAUUCUUUGCCCGAGUAA